Messenger RNA from Scomber japonicus (chub mackerel), 855 nucleotides. RefSeq names its product stanniocalcin 2a (gene stc2a). Gene Ontology annotation, molecular function: hormone activity. The record is from RefSeq and is a predicted model, not a curated record. Lineage: Eukaryota; Metazoa; Chordata; Actinopteri; Scombriformes; Scombridae. The transcript has 4 exons. Bases 1 to 855 code for a protein of 284 amino acids. Gene Ontology annotation, cellular component: extracellular region. Gene Ontology annotation, biological process: intracellular calcium ion homeostasis.
AUGUUGGUUAAACUGGCCGUGGCGCUGCUGCUUUUGUCAGUGUUGGAGCAAGUAGUGGGAUCGGAUAAUAUUGAUAUUCAUGACAGCCCACCGGAGAAACCUGCCAGCCAGAAAGGACGCCUCUCCCUGCAGAAUACAGCUGAGAUCCAGCACUGCCUGGUGAGUGCAGGGGAUGUCGGCUGUGGUGUGUUUGAGUGCUUUGAGAAUAACUCCUGCGAGAUACGAGGGCUACAGGAAAUCUGCAUGACGUUCCUGCACAACGCUGGCAAAUUUGACUCUCAGGGGAAAUCCUUCAUCAAAGACGCUCUGAAAUGUAUGGCACAUGGGCUACGGCACAAGUUCAGCUGUAUCAGCAGGAAGUGUGUGUCCAUUAAGGAGAUGGUGUUCCAGCUCCAGAGAGAGUGCUACAUCAAACACAACCUGUGCUCGGCUGCAAAGGAGAAUGUGGCUGUCAUGGUGGAGAUGAUCCAUUUCCAAGAUCUCUUCCCUAAAGGUCCAUAUGUGGAGCUGGUGAAUAUUCUCCUGAGCUGCGGGGAGGAGGUGAAGGAGGCGUUGACACGAAGCGUGCGGCUACAGUGUGAGCAGAACUGGGGGGCUUUGUGCGACAGCCUGAGCCUGUGCUCCUCCCUCACCCCGUCUCCCCCCAGCACCGCCGUCGAACACCGCCGCCCUUUGCCCUCCCAUCCUGAUCCGGAGCACCCUCGCCCCCCGCGGCAAGGCGAGAAGGACAAAGCCGGUAAGGCUGGCUUCAACAAUCACCCACGCAAUCGCAGUCAGGGGCUGCGCCGCCAGAGCCCAGAGGCCGGAGUGGUGGCUGAGCAGGAAGACCCCGAGGCCACUGACAUCCGGAGGUGA